AAUCGAUGGGGAACCCGAUGGGAACCGGGGAGACCCCAAAAAUGAUGGGGAACCCGAUGGGAACCGGGGAGACCCCAAAGGGAACCAUGAAAAUCCCAAUGGGAACCGCGGGGAAGCCAAGGAGAGCUGUGGAGAACUCCAGAACUGUGCAGAACCCAAAGGAAACUUCAGAGAUCCCAAAAGGAACAGAGAACCCAAUGGGAGCCACGGAGAUCCCAAAAGGGACAGAGAACCCAAUGGGAGCCACGGAGAUCCCAAAAGGGACGGAGAACCCAAUGGGAACCAUGGAGAUCCCAAAAGGGAUGGAGAACCCAAUGGGAGCCACAGAGAUCCCAAAAGGAACCACGGAGAACCCAAAACUGAUGGAGAACCCGACAGGAACCGGAGAGAACCCAAUGGGAACCACAGAGACCCCAAAACCCACAGAGGUCCCCUUGGAGACCCCAAACCCCAUGGAGGUCCCAACAGAGAACCCAAACCCCAUAGAGAUCCCCACAGAGACCCCAAAACCCACAGAGACCCCAAACCCCAUAGAGAUCCCAACGGAGACCCCAAACCCCAUAGAGACCCCCACAGAGACCCCAAAACUCACAACAGAGCCCCCAAACCCCAUAGAGAGCCCAACAGGAACCCAAAAUUCCAUAGAGGUCCCAAUAGAGGCCCCAAACCCCACAGAGACCCCAAACCCCACAGUAGAGACGCCAAGCCCCAUAGAGACCCCCACAGAAACCCCAAACCUCAUAGAGAUCCCCAAGGAGACCCCAAAACCCAUCGGGGUCCCAAUGGAGACCCCAAACCCCACAGAGACCCCCCCAGAAACCCCAAACCUCAUAGAGAUCUCAACGGGGACCCCAAACCCCACAGAGACCUCCAAACCCAUAAAGGUCCCAUCAGAGACCCCAAACUCUCUAGAGGUCCCAAUGGAGACCCCAAACCCCACAGUAGAGACCCCAAACCCCAUAGAGACCCCAAACCUCAUAGAGACCCCCACAGAGACCCCAAACCCCACAGAGACACCAAACCUCAUAGAGACCCCCACGGAGAUCCCAAAACCAAUUGGGGUUCCGAUGGAGACCCCAAACCCCACAGUAGAGACCCCAAACCACCCCACAGAGACCCCAACCCCCCCCCCGGGGGUCCCCGGUCCUGAUGCUCCCCUCUCCCCCCAGGCUGAACCCAGCCCCCCGAUGGAGCCUGGAGCUGCAGUGGAGGAGGAGACGCCGCGGCUGCGGGACGCCUCGCAGGUGGUGGCAGCAGAGCUGGCGGAGCUGCAGCGUGAGCAGCGCGAGGUGGACGGCCGGGCAGAGAGCGUGGAGCAGGAGCUGCGGGCACUGAUGGCGUCGGGUACGGGGGCACCGUGGCCCCAUAACGGCCCCAUAGCCCAUAACAGCCCCAUAACGGCCCCAUAGCCCAUAACAGCCCCAUAAGGGCCCUAUAGCCCAUAACAGCCCCAUAAGGGCCCUAUAGCCCGUAACAGCCCCAUAAGGGCCCUAUAGCCCAUAACAGCCCCAU
Messenger RNA from Lagopus leucura (white-tailed ptarmigan), 1512 nucleotides. RefSeq names its product cell surface glycoprotein 1-like. The coding region runs from base 6 to 1409 and encodes 467 amino acids. The record is from RefSeq and is a predicted model, not a curated record. NCBI's taxonomy places the organism in Eukaryota, Metazoa, Chordata, Aves, Galliformes, Phasianidae. The transcript has 3 exons.